UCCUUGUGCGUUAAAUACAACGCAUGCGCAGUAGUAUACCGGCGACGGCUGUACGAACGGUGGCCUAACGAAAAAAGGGGAUUAAGAGUCCAAUCUGACAGGCUACACCAUGAGUCAAGGUAAGGACAAUGCACGACUCAAGAGCUACAAGAACAAGUCUCUCAACACGGAUGAGAUGAGGAGGAGGAGGGAAGAGGAAGGCUUGCAGCUACGAAAACAGAAGAAGGAUGAACAACUUUUUAAAAGAAGAAAUGUUGCCACGGUGGAAGAUGACGGCACCGUCGAGGAUGAUGGAAUGGCAGAUAGUGGCUAUCUGGAAUCGCAAGCCAACAACCUGGACCCAAGCACUGGUGGGGUGAUCUCUGAAGACAUGAUUCAGAUGAUCUUCUCCAGCUCUCCUGAGCAGCAGCUAAUAGGCACUCAGCGCUUUAGGAAACUUCUCUCUAAAGAACCCAACCCGCCUAUUAAUGAAGUUAUAGCCUCUCCUGGGGUGGUGGAGCGUUUUGUUGAGUUUCUGAAGAGAAGAGAAAACUGCACGUUGCAGUUUGAGGCCGCUUGGGUGUUGACCAACAUUGCUUCAGGUACAUCCCACCAGACACGGGUUGUGAUUCAGGCAGGAGCUGUUCCUAUUUUCAUAGAGAUGCUCAGCUCAGACUUUGAAGAUGUGCAGGAACAGGCGGUGUGGGCCUUGGGAAACAUAGCAGGUGAUAGCACAGAAUGCAGAGACUUUGUCAUAGAAUGUAACAUCUUGCCUUCCCUGCUGCAGUUAUUGGCCAGACAGAAUCGUCUAACAAUGAUGAGAAACGCAGUGUGGGCGCUCUCAAACCUGUGCAGGGGAAAAAACCCACCCCCAGACUUUGCUAAGGUGUCCCCAUGCCUCAGUGUGCUGUCCUGGCUGCUAUUUGUCAAUGACACAGACAUUCUAGCUGAUGCAUGCUGGGCAUUGUCCUACCUGUCUGAUGGCCCUAAUGAUAAAAUCCAGGCUGUUAUUGACUCAGGAGUCUGUCGGAGGCUGGUGGAACUGCUGAUGCACGCGGAUUAUAAGGUGGUGUCUCCUGCACUUCGUGCCGUUGGGAACAUCGUCACUGGAGAUGAUCUGCAGACACAAGUGAUUUUGAACUGUUCAGCGUUGCAGUCUCUACUGCACCUUCUGGGUAGCCCCAAGGAGUCAAUCAAAAAGGAAGCUUGUUGGACAAUUUCCAACAUCACAGCAGGGAAUCGAGCACAAAUACAGAUGGUGAUAGAUGCAGGUCUGCUGCCUCUUCUCAUCACCAUCCUGCAAGUAGCAGAGUUUCGCACACGAAAGGAGGCAGCGUGGGCCAUUACCAACGCCACUUCAGGGGGCUCUGCAGAGCAGAUUAGGCAUCUCGUGGAGCUUGGUUGCAUAAAACCUCUGUGUGACCUGCUCACGCUCAUGGAUUCCAAAAUAGUCCAGGUGGCUCUGAAUGGUUUGGAGAACAUUUUGCGACUGGGAGAACUUGAGGCCAAAAGGGGAGGAGGCAUCAAUCCUUACUGUGCGCUCAUCGAAGAGGCCUAUGGUCUAGACAAGCUGGAGUUCUUGCAGGGCCAUGAGAACCAGGAAAUCUAUCAGAAAGCCUUCGACUUGAUUGAGCGCUACUUCAGCACGGAUGAUGAGGACCCGUCUCUUGCUCCAGCUGUCGACCUGCAGCAGCAGCAGUUCCUCUUCCAGCAGUGUGAGGCCCCGAUGGAGGGCUUCCAGCUAUAAUGCUAAACCUGCACCUAACGUGCUCCAGCUUCAUCCUCGCCUCAUGCUCACUUCUCUCAGUCUCUGCCCUACAGCCAAGAUCCGGAGUGGUGACGCCCUCCGGCAAUUCCUCCUUUUCCUUCUCUUGGCAUCAGAGACAGAUUAAGUCGUUAUCAUGAUUAUCUAAAGAUCUACCAUUUUAGGAGCACGUCUGCGCGUACGUCCAACAUGGGUCAGUUUCUGCAGUCCUGUUAAGCCAGUUUGUUGAAGGUUCAGUUAGUCAUUUCCGUUUUGUGCCGACUUCUUUAUCAUCUGAACCUCAUCAUCUGAUCAGGGCCCCAAGUUUCUCCUACUUGCAGAUUUUCCUCGUAAUGGCAUCUCCACAUUACUCUUUGGAUUUUCUCUUCAGCUCAUCAAGAACAAGACCCCCCCCCCCCCCCCCUUGCCCGUGUUGGUUCAUUUAGGAUUGACAAGCUCCAAAUGUAAAUGGGAGAAUUUGGACUGUGCUGUUUAUCUGAAGCAUUAAUGACCUGACAAAAGAUGUCCCGUCUGCCUUCUCCCCUUCAGAAAAUGAUCUAACCUAAACACUGGACUGACUUUGAAAGGUUGACCACAACAGACUUCCUAUAAAAGGCACUUGAUUCUCGGAGGUUUAAUUUCCUCACCACCUCUUCAAACCACAGAUGGACUAAUUAGAAACUUGACGUAGUCGCUGUGGGGUGGAGUCUGUCGGUGGCAAACCAAGCUGCUUGCAUUCCCACCUGAGUUUCAUAUCAUUCCUCUAACCAGUAUUGGGACAUCUUCCUCCUGCACUGGCUCUAUCCUCGAAGAGUUUAGACUGCCUCUUCUGGUGUGAUACAAAAAUGCCCAUGGAAUCAUGGGAAUUGGAGUCUUCCCUUGCACUGAAACUAUUGGAUGGACUUGGACAAGACAAAGCAGACUAUAUAACUUGAGAUUCUGUCCAGCAGCAAUCUUUUUUUUUUGUUUGUUUGAAUUAUGCUAUAAGUUCAUUUAAUUUGCAGCACUUUAGUUCUGGACUGAUGCCUGUUCAUUGACGGGCAUUUCUACAUUCGCUUUUUAAUUGUCUGACACAGCUCACCCUCAGGAAGCGAGACGUAAAGAGAGGUGGUGUUUUCCUCUUUCCCCUCCCAGUUUAACAACUACACAGUUUCGCCUCUUCAAAAAGGAACAGGCUGAUUUUUGACUGAAACUGUCGGCAAAUGUUUUGUCACAAUCAGAUGAUCAUGUUGCCUAAGAAAAUUAGAGCUUGAUUUGUACAAAGUAAUAUUCUGCAUUUGGAAAAUUGGCUGGUUUUUAAAUUGAGGAGUCUAAAACAUGACUUUCCAAUAUGAUCAGGUAGAAUUUUUUUUUUUCCCCAAUUUGAUCAUGCCAAAUCAGCACAAAAAUCAGUUCUUAGACCAGAGGAAUUUUUUUUUUCUCAAUUUUUGUAUUUUAUUGGAGUUUGCAUCUGUAACUGAUGGUGCCAUAAUACCUGUUCAACAAAAAUCUUCCGUAUGAUUUCAAAUGUAAAAAAAAAAAAUCCACAUAAAAAAAAAAA
Molecule: messenger RNA, 3263 nt
Organism: Nematolebias whitei (Rio pearlfish)
Lineage: Eukaryota; Metazoa; Chordata; Actinopteri; Cyprinodontiformes; Rivulidae
Gene: kpna1
Product: karyopherin alpha 1 (importin alpha 5)
Exons: 14
Coding region: 110-1726 (538 amino acids)
Biological process (GO): postsynapse to nucleus signaling pathway; NLS-bearing protein import into nucleus
Cellular component (GO): nucleoplasm; cytoplasm; nucleus
Molecular function (GO): protein binding; nuclear import signal receptor activity
Source: RefSeq, a predicted model, not a curated record